Messenger RNA from Fraxinus pennsylvanica, 669 nucleotides. Lineage: Eukaryota; Viridiplantae; Streptophyta; Magnoliopsida; Lamiales; Oleaceae. The record is from the annotation of a GenBank genome assembly.
AUGAGGAAGUGUAAGGGAAUUGGAGAAGUCGCGUUUGAGGAGGUUGUGGAGGUAGGCUUAAGGAUGACCAGAGCUAGAACUGCCCUAGCGGAUGCAACGGCUGAGGCUAUGAAGGCGACAGAGAGAAAGAGAAAAGUUGGCGAAGGAGAAUUGGAGGUAUCCAGAUCCGCAGUUCAGCUAAAAUCUCGGCGUGUUGCCACCGUGCCAGAUAAUUCAGCUUCACCGGCGACUUCUGCAAAUUUAUCAUGCGCGAGCAUUAGCUCCAAUCAUGUUUCAGCAUCUUGCUGCUCAAGCAAUGGAUUGAGCGAGGUGGAUAAAGAGAGUUCCAAAUUCUUAGAUCUGGAGGAUGAGAAUGAAGUCAGCGCGGAGGAGGUUGCAACAUCAACUGGUGAUUCGGUGGAUUGCAAUGAGAGCAAAGAGAAGACCCCAUCCUCCGAGUUACAGUCUGAGUCAGGCGAGCUGGAAUCCACGGAGAGGCCACACGAGGCUUGUUCUCGCCACCGCUCUCAGGCAGAGAAGAUGCCAUCAGAAGCGGAGCUGGAAGAAUUCUUCGCCGCCGCCGAAAAGGACCUUCAAAAAAAAUUUGCUCACAGGUAUAACUAUGACAUAGUGAAAGACGAGCCAUUAGAAGGGCGCUAUGAGUGGGUUCAACUUCAAGUAAAGCCAUGA